Trichomycterus rosablanca is the source of this 3009-nucleotide messenger RNA. Its product is annotated as caspase recruitment domain-containing protein 11-like. The record is from RefSeq and is a predicted model, not a curated record. The transcript is spliced from 22 exons. Bases 1 to 3009 code for a protein of 1002 amino acids. Gene Ontology annotation, molecular function: CARD domain binding. Gene Ontology annotation, cellular component: cytoplasm. Lineage: Eukaryota; Metazoa; Chordata; Actinopteri; Siluriformes; Trichomycteridae. Gene Ontology annotation, biological process: regulation of apoptotic process.
AUGAGACAGAGCGGGAGAGUUAAAGACUCCCGUAACCAGUCAAAACCCACCAUCUUCAAACCAGUUACAGCUGCUCACAAGAAGGAUAUUGGGAAAAUCCCAGACUCAACGAUAUACAGGGGUGAAAGUGAGUGGGUGCUGGAGGGUGAAGUUACCCCCGUGGUGUCCUCAUGGACUGAGGAGAGGUGUGAGGAAUUAUGGGAUCGAGUGGAGGGUGUGAGGCACAAACUGACCCGAAUUCUAAACCCAGCUAAACUGACACCGUAUCUGCGGCAGUGUAAAGUCAUCGACGAGCAGGAUGAGGACGAAGUGCUCAACUCCACUCAGCUCCCUCUACGCAUUAGUAAAGCUGGUCGUUUACUGGAUAUCCUAAGAGGGCGUGGCCCACGUGGACUGCAGGCCUUCAUGGAAUCUCUGGAGUUCUACCAUCCUGAACAGUACACACAACUAACGGGCCAAAGGGCCACACAGCGCUGCUCCAUGAUGCUUGAUGAGGAAGGUCCUGAAGGUCUAACCCAGUUCCUGCUGCUGGAGGUGAGAAAGAUGCGAGAGCAGCUGCGUAACAGUCGCAUGUGUGAGCGGCGUCUCUCUCAGCGGUGUCGGGUUGCCGAGGACGAACGGAGUCGAGCAGAAAGAAAAAAUAAGGAUUUUAGACAAGAACUGAGUCAACUGGAGAGGCUUAAACUGGACUGGAAAGCAGGAUCGAGGGAAUUAGGCAGGUUGAAGGAACGAUUGCUGGAGCAGGCAGUGAAGUAUUCACGAGCUUUAGAGGAACAACGUAAAUCCUCCAACCACGAGAGAGACUUACUCACACAGGUGGAUCAGCUGAAGAACAGACUGGCAGAAGUGGAGAAAAGCGCUAGCGGUGACUCCAACCACUCAAAGUCUCCCAGAAGUACGAGUGGAACAUGCACCCGUGGUGAGGGAUUAAAUGGACUAGGCGCAGACAGCACCUCUGCUGGUCGUGUGGCAGCACUGCAGCGCUCAGACACCCUGAAUGGGCGCAUUAGUGAAACUCAGGCUCUGCUGGAUAUUCUGAAGCAGGAUCAGAGGGAAGCAGCAGAGCAGAGGCAUGAACUCUGUACUAGCAUCCUCAGCCUGCAGGGGGAGCUGGAAAGUGCUGAGGCCAGUAAAAAAAAGUUGGAGUCUCAGUGUGAGCAGUUACAGGUAAAGCUGAGGACGCUGCAGUUGGACUGGGAGGCCGAGCAUAAGAGAAGUUUAUCUUACUUCAACCAGAUUAUGGAACUGGAAAGAGAGAGAGAUCAGACUCUGCGCAGUAGAGACAGUCUGCAGCUGGAGUUUACCGACUGCCUCCUGGAUAAGAACCGUCUGCGCAAACGUAUCACCGAGCUGCAGGGUGACGUGGAGCGGUUACAGAUAGAACUGGAUAAAGAGAAGGAGAAGAACCAACAGCAGGAGUUCACUCAUUCACAGUCAUGCAGUCACGGAUCAUUUCUGUCCUUGAUCAGUGAGGAACGUUGCUUUGGACCCUGCUGUUCACUCAGUCUGACCCCCCAGGAUCGGACAAACCAGUCCCUCUGUAACAGUCAGAACAGUGAACAUACAGAAGAUCUCCACUACACCUCGGAGGAAGACUUGCUCAGUCCGGUGUGCGGCAAUGCUAAGGAGAUAAACAGACUUUCAACUUUCCCGUUUCCUCCCUGCAUUAACUUCAUCAACCGCAGAGUCAACACUGAGUUUGAUCUGGACUCAUGGGGUAGUGAUGAAACCAGCAACAUCACAGGUGUAUCAAAUCUCUCGCCUCCCACCCCACCCAAAAACACCAGCCUGGCUGAUGACAUCACCAUCAUCGGGGGUAACCGUACAGGUAUAUUUGUACAGACGGUGAGGGCGGGGUCAGUGGCGGAGAGGUGUGGUCUCACAGAGGGGACUGAGCUAAUCCAGCUGGAGCAGGAGAUGUUUUCGGGAGGGGGUGUGGAUAUGACUCAGUGUACAGCAGAAGUGGCGCACUUCACCAUGCAGUGGUGGAACGAACCAGCUGCACUUAAACACCGACCUAACCACAAAGGUUAUUCUGCUCUGAUCAGUGAGCUCUCCUCAGACUCCUUCACCGGCGCCGACUCCUUUUAUGUACGCGUGAACCUCGACCUCUGUUUCCGUGACCAGCCAGGUCUGAGUGUCGGCUGUAAUGACGUCCUGCACGUAACCGACACCAGAUACAACGGCAAGUACCAGUGGCGCUGCAGCCGCGUGGACGUACAGUCUGGUAAAGCACUGCAGAACGUAGCUGUACCCAACUACAACAGGACGCAGCAGUUACUGUUGGUAAAUUUACGCAGUAAGAAGAAAUUUGGUAGGAAGUUUUGUGAGCGGGUUCGACUGGUGAAACCCAUCACUGCUAAAUGUUGUGGGGUUGGCUCCUCCCACCCGGUCCUCUACACACUCAGUAACCGUAAUGAGGAACAUCUAAUACCGUACAGUCUGGUACAGCCGGUGCAUGUGGAGAGUAAAAGGCCGGUUAUCUUCUCUCCUUCUGUUCUGUCUCGGGGUCUCAUAGAGCGAUUACUGCAACCUGCAGAUUCAGGACUGUACUUUAAUACCUGUCAACCAGAACCGAUAGCAGUGAGUGAGUGUGAUGAUAAAAGUGUGUUCAUGUUGGAUCACACACACACUUCAGAUCACACACACGGCAUCAGACUGCAAAGUAUACAGGAAGUUAUUGACCAGGACAAACACUGUUUGCUGCAGUUGAGUGUGAGCAGUGUUGAAGCUCUGUUAAAGCAGGGCGUGUAUCCCAUCAUCAUCCACAUUAUACCCAAAGAUAAGAAGGGCAGGAAGUUCCGGAAGCUGUUGGGGUGUUUUGGAGACAGGAACGUGAUGGAGUUGAUGCAGGUGGAGUCGGUACAGUUGGAGAUGUUACCACUGAUGGUUACCACACUGCAGCCUAAUGACUGGAGCUGCACUAACGAGUUUAUCAACACUGUACGCAACACCAUACACACCCAACAGGGGGCGCUGGUCUGGCUCGAAAUGGACCGGAUUCAGUAA